This is a messenger RNA of Anoplopoma fimbria (sablefish), 1587 nucleotides long. RefSeq names its product zinc finger MYM-type protein 1-like. The coding region runs from base 1 to 1587 and encodes 528 amino acids. The transcript is spliced from 2 exons. Gene Ontology annotation, molecular function: protein dimerization activity. The record is from RefSeq and is a predicted model, not a curated record. Lineage: Eukaryota; Metazoa; Chordata; Actinopteri; Perciformes; Anoplopomatidae.
AUGACAGCUUUGGAGGCUGAAAGAAAGAGAUGGCGAGAUGUCCUUACACGCCUCAUAAGCAUCACACAGUCUCUGGCUGAAAGAAACCUCGCAUUCAGAGGUUCAUCAGAUAAGCUCUUCCAACCAGAUAAUGGAAAUUUUCUAAAAGAGGUUGAAUUAUUAGCUAAAUUUGACCCUGUUUUGGAAAAUCAUGUCAGCAGAAUUAAAGAUGGGGAUACACAUGCUCAUUACCUUAGUAAGGACAUACAGAAUGAGCUGAUACAGCUUGUGAGUGACAGGAUUCUCACAACUAUUGUGACUCAAGUGAGAGACUCCAAAUACUUCUCCAUUAUCUUAGACUGUACACCUGACAUUAGUCACCAGGAGCAGAUGUCCAUUAUCCUCAGAAGCGUGGCUUUAAAGGGACAGCCAGAGAUAAAGGAGCACUUCCUCGGCUUUGUUAAUGUUGAGGCUACAACUGGCUUAAAUCUGUCUACAGUCAUCUUGGAUAAGCUGACUGAUCUGAAAAUUCCAUUUGACGAUUGCAGAGGGCAAGGAUGGAAUAUCUUGAAACAAUACGUGAACAUAACAGUGAAGUCAUGGAGUGACACAAGAUGGGAGAGCAGGCUCCAAAGUGUCCAUGCAGUCAGGUAUCAGGCCUCUGAGAUUCGAGAAGCCUUACUGGAAGCCAGACAGAAGAUUAAUGAUCCCGUGGCCAAAGUGGAGGCACAGUCACUUGCAGAGGAAGUUGGUUCUUACCGCUUCUUGAUUUGCUGUGUAGUGUGGUGUGAGAUACUGUCAAGAACAAAUACAGUGAACAAGCUCCUCCAAUCUGCUUCAAUGCAGCUUGACAUAGCUGUGCAGUUGAUCUCAAAUGCAAAAGCCUCUCUCACUCUCUACCGGGACACUGGAUUCUCAGAUGCCCAGACAACAGCCAGAAGCAUUUGUGAGGAAAUGAAUGUAGAAGCUGUUUUGAAGGACAAGAGGCUGAGAACCAGCAAGAGGCAUUUCAGCUACGAAGCACCUGAUGAGCCAGUGGCUGAUGCACUGCAGAAUCUUGAAGUCAACUUCUUCAACAUUGUGGUUGACUCUACAAUAGCAUCCAUUGAUGAACGAUUCGAAACUCUGAACCAGGUGAAGACUAAAUAUGGAGUAGUGCUGAACUUCAGCACUGCAUGUCAGAUGUCCAGUGACUCCUUGAAGGGCCAGUGUAUGCAACUCGAGAAAACUCUCACCUUCAACCAAGACUGUGACAUCAGUGGAGUGGAUCUGGCAAACGAAAUCAAGACUUUACCUGACCUACCAUCAGGUAAUAUGACUGCCUUGGAGCUGCUUUCUUUCCUUUGUGAGAAAAAUCUGGAGGAAAUCUAUCCUAACCUUUGGAUAGCCCUUAGAGUUGCUGUCACCCUGCCUGUGACAGUUGCCUCAGCUGAGAGGAGCUUCAGCAAGUUGAAGUUGAUAAAAAGCUAUCUGAGAUCUUCCAUGUCCCAGGAACGACUGAGUGGUUUGGCCAUCAUGAGCAUCAACCAUGAUGUGGGGAAGCAAAUAUCUUACGAUGACAUAAUUGAUGAUUUUGCAUCCAGGAAGUGCAGGAAGGGACACUUUUAA